Eleginops maclovinus (Patagonian blennie) is the source of this 1944-nucleotide messenger RNA. RefSeq names its product urotensin-2 receptor 4 (gene uts2r4). Lineage: Eukaryota; Metazoa; Chordata; Actinopteri; Perciformes; Eleginopidae. Gene Ontology annotation, biological process: regulation of blood pressure; neuropeptide signaling pathway; blood vessel diameter maintenance. The transcript has a single exon. Gene Ontology annotation, molecular function: urotensin II receptor activity. Gene Ontology annotation, cellular component: plasma membrane. The record is from RefSeq and is a predicted model, not a curated record. Bases 1 to 1077 code for a protein of 358 amino acids.
AUGAACUGCACUCCCAAUGCCACCAUCACGCCACAGCUGGGCCUUGUCCUGAGCCCAGGGGCUGGAGACGGAGGUUCCCAGGACGGUGGUGGCGGUGGUGGUAGUGGUGGUGGUGGACUUUGGGUGACAUCUCUGCUUGGUGUGACUCUGAUGAUCAUGUGCGCCAUGGGUUUGGUGGGCAACACGUACACGCUCAUCAUCACACGAUCGGCCGCCUUGCGUAGGACAGGCUCCAUGUACGUUUACAUUGUCAACUUGGCUCUGGCGGACCUGCUCUACCUGUCCACCAUCCCCUUCGUGGUCUGCACCUACUUCGCCCACGACUGGCUGUUCGGUGAGGCCGGCUGCCGCAUCCUGCUGAGCCUCGACCUCCUCACCAUGCACGCCAGCGUCUUCAUCCUGGUUGCUAUGAGCCUUGAGCGCUACCGUGCCGUGGCGAAGCCCUUCAGCGCGCACAGGUCCUCGACUCGUAAACGGAGACUAGCUGCAGGGGUUAUCUGGGGGUUAGCCUUUGUGCUAACACUUCCCAUGAUGGUGAUGAUCCGCCUCAGUGAGGGGAAACCAACCGCGAGGGGUACGGUGAAAAGGAUCUGCUUCCCUACAUGGACCUAUGAUGCUUUCAAGGCUUACAUCACCGUCCUGUUUCUGACCAGUGUUUUAGUUCCUGGAUUGGUAAUCGUCGGGCUGUAUGUGGGGCUGGCUAGCCGCUACUGGGCGGUGCAGGCUAGCUUUGGAGGCAGCAGCCGGUCUGCCCGCAGGAGAGGACUCAAACAGAAAGUGGUGUCAAUGAUCUUUAGCAUCGUGGUGGCCUACUGGGCUUGCUUCCUGCCUUUCUGGGGAUGGCAGCUAGCCAAACUCUUCUCUCCGGAGUCCCUCAGUGCUUUGUCUCCGGCGGCUCAUAAUUACGUGAAUUUCUUCGUCACGUGUCUGACGUACGGGAACAGCUGCAUCAAUCCAUUUCUAUACACUCUUCUGACCCGAAACUAUAAAGACUACUUGGCCCAGAAAGGUCAGUCUGUGGGAUCGAGCAGGGCUGACGCCGGGUCAGCUGUGACUACGCCACUGCAGGAACUUUAGUGGAUGAAGAAAUCCUCGCUAGGCAUUGACACCCAAGUGAGGAAUUGGUAUUGACUGCUGGUUAUCAUCCAGAGAGAGGACAUCUGUAUUCUUGCUUCUUUGUACAUAACCGGAAAGUGUCAUAUUUGUGAGACAUUUGUAAUCUGACGUAGCACUAUCUACAAACUGAGUAAAUUCUGAGAACAUUUUAAGUUUCCUAAAGACGUUAAACCAGAGCCUUUGAGGAUUCAGAGAAAUCCAACACAGCAGGUGGAUGUUUGCUAACACAAAAGUCAGUUUGAAGGCAGACGACACAAAUGAGAGCAUUUCAUUUUUUGUUUUGUAAUAUACAACCUAAGCCUUAUCCUCACAUGUGCAGGACAGAUGACUGUUAUUCUACUCUUACAAAACACAUUUCUAUGUGAUCUUUAGUCUACAAAUACUUGGGUUCAAUUGCCAGUUGUUACCUUAAAUGCAAAGUACUUUUGAAUAUCUCUAGGGAAGAAAUGCUGGUGACACAAAUCGCAUGUUCGAUUGCUCCUUCCCUCUCCUAUCUGCCGUACCACUUUAAACACACACAUGUAAAGGAUAUUUCAUCUGCGUCAAGGGAAUGUGUUUGCAUCGUGCCACAUUCCUCAGCCUCGAGCCACGGCUUCUUUGAGUCCUCCUGCAAAUUGUCUCUGAAAGAGCUGCUUCAUCUCACCUCUGUCAUAUAUAUACUCCCUCUCUUUGCAUUAUCCUGUUUGAUUCUCUAUCACCUGCUCUAUCCUUAUAGUGCAACAACUCUAAAUCAACAACGCCAAAUUCAUGAUCAAUGAUUUCAGAUCCGAUUUGUCCUUUAGUUUUUAUCCUUAUUCUUCACGUGAUCAAUGUUUAGUACUGGUUUUA